Podarcis lilfordi (Lilford's wall lizard) is the source of this 12119-nucleotide messenger RNA. The record is from the annotation of a GenBank genome assembly. Lineage: Eukaryota; Metazoa; Chordata; Lepidosauria; Squamata; Lacertidae.
GCUUUACGGCAGGAGGGCGCGCAACCUGCCUGCAGCAGCCAGCCGGGUGGCGGGGCGGUAGCGGGGAAGCGUCGGUGGGGGGUGGGGACGCGGGACUGAUCUUCCCCUUGGCCAGUGUCUGCCUGACCGAACCCCUCCUCCUCCUCCUGCUGCUCCCCCUACCCAGCAGAAGCCAUGGUGAGUGUGCGGGGAGAGCCGCGCCCGCUCGCUGUCCUGGCCCUCCUUUCGGAAAAGGCCUCCCCGCUUGGGGCGAGGGGUCGCGGGGUGGGGUGGGGAGAGGGGCUUCCGGCAGCUAUGGCUGUGCUCUAUAGCAUGGGGAGGCAAGCCAAGGCCCGGGGGCCGGAUACUGCCCAAUCGCCCUCGAAAUCCGGCCCGCGGACGGUCCGGGAAUCAGCAUGUUUUUACAUGAGUAGAAAGUGUCCUUUUAUUUAAAAUGCAUCUCUGGGUUAUUUGUGGGGCAUAGAAAUUCGUUCUCCCCCCCCCCCCCAAAAAAAAUAGAUAGAUAGAUAGAUAGAUAGAUAGAUAGUCCGGCCCCCCACAAGGUCUGAGGGACAGUGGACCGGCCCCCUGCUGAAAAAGUUUGCUGACCCCUACUCUAUAGGGUUGCCACCUUUGUCCUGGCAAAAUAAGAGGGGGGGCGGGGGCUGGUUUGUUUUGUUUUUCCACCUGAAGUAACCUCAAAGCAAGCCAUUGCAGCCUCACAGGAUGGGUCCCCUGGAAUUCGUUGCACAUGCAUGUGCGGAUUUGAAAAUCUGUCUGUGCUUAGCUACCCAGAGCUGAAAUACAUGACCUUUCAACACACCCUUUCAAACGCAUGCAUUUGGAGAGGAUCCCUAACUUGGGAGAGAGAGAGAGGACGUGCAUUGCAGGGGGUUGGACUAGAUGACCCUGGGGACCCCUCAAACUCUUCAAUUCUAUGAUGUACAGGAUAAAACUAUCAAUACAGGACGUAGCAUUUUGGCAUUGAAAUAUGGGACAAUCCUGCAUUAUACAGGACAGGUGGCAACUUUGGCUCUGCCCUUCGCAGUUGAAGGCAGCAAAUGUUUCUGAAUGCCCCAGUUGCUGGAAACCACGAGAGGGAGGGGAGAAGAGUGCUCUCGUGCCGGAUCCUGCAUGUGGGUUUCCCAUCUGGCUGGCCGCUGUGAGAGCAGAGCCCUGAGACCUGCUGCCAUAUCAGGCGGUAUACAAAUUUAAUUAACAACAGCAUGCUGGACUGGAUGGGCCACUGGGCUGAUCCAGAAGCCAGACUCUUCCAGUCUUCUUAUGAUUUGCUGCAAUUCGUCCUUUCUUCCCUUUCAAUUUACCUUUCUUCUGAAAUAAACCUUUUCUCUCUCUCCCCCUCUCUCUGCUUCGUUGAGCAGAGGGAAUGGUGGCUGUCUUUUCUGAACAGCUGUGUGUGUGUGUGUGUGUGUGUGUGUAAGUAAUUUGACCUUUCAUUUUGAAGAGGUAGGCGCAGGGAGCAUGCACGGGAGCUGCACCAAAAAUAUGAUAUACGGAAGUAAGCACUGGGCUGGCCCCCUGAUGUAUGCGCCUUGCAGCUCAAUGCUGUACUUGCUUACUCAAAAGUAAAUCUCACUAUCUGUGCCCAGUGACACUUCCAAGAAAGUGUGCGUAGGAUUGCAGCCUUAGUCUGGAGUAAUAUGAACUUGGAUUAACAGCCAACUAUUUUCAAUUUCCCAGCGGUGGUACAGGUAGCUGUGUUAGUCUGUUGCAGCAAAACCAGAAAAUAGUCUUUUGGCACCUUAAACGCUAAUAUUUUUAUCCUUGUACACAUACUAAGCUGGCUUCCUUCCACAUUGUGUGGUUUGAAAUUGGUAUCCACUGAAAAAAAUCUUCAUGUAAAGACUUGCCCAAAAAAAUCUUUAUUCUGAUUGUGGUAUUUCUUAUCAAUCUAGAUAUGAAGGGGCUUGUGUCUGUCUGAGGGAGGGGAGUAGUUCUCUAAGGCUACGUAUAUGGGGGCAUAGGUCACUGGAAUUUCUUUUUUCAAGGCAGCUAAGGGUUGGGAGGGAGAGACCAAAAUUGCUGGUCAUUGCUUUUUCAGACCAGUCAUACUAAUGGUUUUAACCACAAUUUUUGGUCUUUGAGUGUUUGAUUUGUCACAGCUGGAAACAGGAAGCUACACUAGAUCAGGGAUAGGGAACUAGUAACCUUCCAGAUUCCCAGACUCCCAGUUCUCAUGAGCCCCAACCACUAAGGCAGUGUUUCUCAAACUUUGGUCUCUAGCUGUUGUUGGACUACAACUCCUAUCAUCCACAGCUAGCAGGACCAGUGGUCAGGGAUGAUGGGAAUUGUAGUCCCAACAUCAGCUGGAGACCCAAGUUUGAGAAACCUUGCACUAAGAGAUGAUAGACAUUUAGUCUAGCAACAGAACUAGACCUAUAACAUACUCCUUCUAGGACAGUGUUGAGGAAGUGGGUCCAGCUGGCAGGCCAGAUCCAGACCCCUUGAGCCGCAUAGGCCACUUUGAUAGGAGCGGCCCAUCUGUGAAUCAUCUGUUGUCACCAUAACAUGAGAUGGAGUGUUUUCCUUUGUGUCCGCAUGGUUGGAUAGAGAACUCGCCUUUGUUAGCUAAUGUGUUGGUUUUCCUGUACAAGAUAGAUCAUUCCUUGUAGAAGAGGUGGGACCCUCUGGCUCAGAAGCUGAAUAUAGUUCAUCAGGCCCCUUAGUCCAGCCUGCUGUACUCUUCCCCGGGUCACACACCCUCUUCCCAGGUCACACCCCUGACCAGCUACACAGUUUAUGGGGGAAGUGAUCCUAACAGCUUAGUUAGGAUGUGCCCUUGAAUUUUGCUGAUUCCUCUUGCUUAAAUAAUGUGGAUGGGAGGGACUGUAAAUAUAUCUAUCAUUCAUGUUUCAGUAACUGCACUUAUCUCUUUGCCCAAGAAUAGCUGUUGCAGGAACGCUGUGUAUGGUUUCAAAUGCUAGAAGGGGUUGAAAGCUACCAAUUAAGGCUCUCUGUAGUGUGUGAGCAGUCUGUAUCCCAGGUAUCUUAUCAUUUUUCAGGCUGUUUUCUCUCCCUUUAUUUCCCAAGCCCACUGAGUCUCAAUAGCAUUAAUACUUAUGCACUGAAAUUACUGCUUUUUUCAUUUUCUGAUAUUGCCUCUCCUUCUCCCCACCCUCCUUUCUUAGGCUACUACUAUGAUAGCAGUCGGUCUGACAAUAGCUGCUGCUGGAUAUGCAGGUUUGUAUUUCUGUAUGCAGAAUUUUGUAUGCAGGCUUUAUUUCUGACUGCUUUGAAUAGUAUUGCAUUGUAAAUUGAUAGUAUCACUGUUGCUGAGUCUUUGACCUCACACACGAGAGCAUACAUCUGACAUUAAAAUCUGUGGCUUGUGGCAAAUAUUAAAUAAUAUAUUAGCAGGUCACCAGCUGUGCUUAUUUCUUUGUCCUCUUACUUUCCUGCCUGAGAACAGAACUCAUCUGACUGUUUUAGGAUUUACAUAAAUUGCAGGAACUUAACUCCCUCCUCCAGCUAUUGUUUUCAGAGUUUCUGCCCAAACAGUCCAUCACUUGCUUCAGGUAGCAGAGCUUAAUCAGCCUAGAGGGUCCUGUCCUACAAAUUUAGAAUCUCUGGUCUAAAUCUUAUUAUAAGUGCUUGAUUCUGACACUAGAAUGCCGUCCGAAAUUAUAACAAUUUUAAAUUUUCCUUUGAAGCUGCUGCAGCUUUGGUGAUCUUCUAGGACAGAUGGGGAACCUGUGGCUCCCCAGAUGUUGCUGAUCGAGACUCUCGUCAGUCCCAGCCAGUAUGGCCAAUGGUCAAGGAUGAUGGGAGGUGUUGUCCAACAACAUAUGGAGGACCACAGGUGCCCCAGCUCUGUUCUAGUGGGAAUACUAGCUGAAGAACAGCUGCCUUUGUUUUCUCUGUGUUGCUUAAACAUAGUGCAUAGAUAAAUCUUUGCCAGCUUAGUGCGCUUCAGAUGUUUUGGACAACCCCAGCCAGCAUGACAGUCAGGUUGGCAAAGGCUGACAUAAAUUAGAGUUUCAGAGAACUAGCUUCUGCUUAGUCUUAGAACUUGUAAACACAAGGAAAUAUACUCUUUCUCGGGUGUAGGUUAAUGAUUAAAUAUUGGACUUGUUUGUGAAAUCAUUAAUCCGAAACAGUGUUGUUUAUAUAAGUUAUUUCACUUUUUAAGAGCUUAAAUUGGGCUUUUCAGGGGGCUGUGACUUUUUACAAUAUAUUGCAAUUCCUUUUUUUUUUAAGUUUAUCUCUAACCAGGAGAACUAGAACCUUUUUUCUUUUCUUUUUAUAUAAAAAAGCUUGGAUUCUGAAAGGCUUAUAAAGCAAUAGAAUAAGUUGUUGGGUCAUCUGUAUAUGACCCAGCCAGUGCACAUAGCCCACCCCUGAUUUCAGUUAACUGUAGGGGGAUGGGAAAAUAGAUGGGGAAAAUAGAUGGGAAAAUAGAAAAAGAGCAACAAACUGGUUGUCCCAGGAAGCUGUAAAAGAUUCUUAUGUUUGUGAUUUGAUAAAUAUUAGGCUCUUCAAAAGUAGUGUGUGCAUUGUAUUUGUGGGCAGCUGCCUCUUAUAAUCAGGGCUGCGUCCUUUCAAUAUGCAAGUUGCAGGCAUGUAUCUUUGCAAAGCCUGUAGAGAAACUUCUGCUUCAGAUCUGCUCGUUCUGUGGUUGCCAUCAGCACUCCUAUAGAGUUCCCAGGAAGAAGAAUGAAAUAAGAAGCAGCAGCAAAAGAGAGUCUGGAAGCAAGCAGAAAUCACUACACCUCUGCACCCUCUUAAGCCUAUUGCACCAGUAGAAAGCUUGUUUGGAGGCACAAAAUGUCAUUCCAACUCUUUAGUGCUGGUCAGCCCUACCAACAGAACAUGCAGAUCACUCUCUAAGACUUAGUAAGUCUUCCUUUUCUUCAAGGUCGUUAUGCACUGCAAGCAAUGAAGAUAAUGGAACCACAAGUAAAGCAAGCUCUUCAGUCGCUGCCAAAAUCUGUGAGUUUGCUUUACUCAAUUUUCUUUUGCAGCCAUAUUAGUUGUUGUUUCUUUAAUACUUUUGUUUUUGUUUUCUUGUUACAAAAUUGUACACACAUAAAUAAUGAAACAUGACAUAGCUAACAAAAAAUGGGUCACUAGGGGAGUAAAAUACUAAACCAGGUGUGGCCAAACUUGGCCCUCCAGCUGUUUUGUGACUACAACUCCCAUCAUCCCUAGCUAACAGGACCAGUGGUCAGGGAUGAUGGGAAUUGUAGUCCCAAAAACAGCUGGAGGGCCAAGUUUGGCUAUACCUGUAUUAAACAUACUGUUUUUCAGUACAUAAUAAUGAGGUGAUUACAGUAAACCAGUAAAAUGACUUCUUCAAUAAAUCUGUUUGGAAAACACAGAGCAAUAGGCGUGAGCUAAUGAGUAGUGCCUGCUUAUACGCCAUAUUGUAAUAUAUGUUGUAGGCAUUUCUCUUAACUUGUUUUUUCUCGCCCCUUGCCACCUUCAAAGUUUGCGACAGAUUUUCCAUUAUGGCUGUUUCCCAGACUGUAUUAUGCCAGUAAUCAAUCUUCAUUAAUUGCCAGGUUUAGUUCAUUCCUUACUUCUUAAUUGGUCUACAUCUGAAGUAUAUAAAUUAAGGCUAAUGCUGGGGUUAUUGGGAUUGUCUGAGCUGCGGUCUGACAUAACUCUUUCAAAAAUUCCUUCCAAAAUUGUUCUAGUUAUGAACAUUCUCUCCUUUUCCCCCCCAAGGUGUCCUGAGAUACGUUGGUCCCAGAGAGCCAUAACUGGUUGAUUUUCAACAGUUAUAUUUACACAUUCCUAAGUGCUCUCCAGAUCUCAUCCUUUUUUUAAAAUCUAUGGAAGCAUAUAAUAAUGCCUCUUGGAGGAGCUGAAACGUGCAGACAAGUUAAUAGAGCUCUGUGGGGUCUUUCAGUAUCCUCUUGGAAUAGGCACAUAUUAAUCAUUUUAAGUCACUAGACUUUAAAGUCCACAAUGUGGUUAUUUUCUGCCCCUUCUGCGAAGCCCCUCAAGCUAAAGUUAACCUUUUUUAAGUCUGUUUGAAAACCUUCCAGCUUUGAUUUUAUAUCCAUAUUCUCUUUUAAGCAGUUUAAAAAGUAUUUUAUUUAGUAAGCUUAAAUCCAUUGCUGCUUACACCGUUUCCACAGUUCCAAAUAAUUUUUCUGGCAGUGCAUUUGCCUUAUCUAUGAGGAGUCAUCGGUUUGUGGUGAGAAUUUAUUUCUACACCACUUGUUCUUAUGCAGGUGAGUGAACACCUUUAAAUAAAACACGGAACCAAGAGAAUACAACAAUAUCAGCGUCCUGUAGGGAUCCAGUUUAUUAAAACCAUUGCAGUAGAACAGCCUUGCUAACAAGUUGUUCAGCAGAACUGCUAGUUAGCAAAGACUGCCACGGGGCACAAUAGAAGAAAACUUAUACAGUGGUACCUUGGCUCUCGAACUUAAUCCGUUCUGGGAAUCCGUUCUACUCCCGAAACUGUUUGAAAACCAAGACGUGGCUUCCGAUUGGCUGCAGGAGCUUCCUGCACUCAAUCGGAAACCGCAGGAGCUGUGUCAGACGUUCGGCUUCCAAAAACGUUUGCCAACCAGAAGACUUACUUCCGGGUUUGCAGCGUUCAGGAGCUGAUGUGUUCAACAACUAAGCCAUUCGGGAAACAAAGUACCACUGUAUAGGGAUUUCAAACACAGACUACAAAGGGUCAUAAAACAUCAAAACAUAUUUAAACAUCCUUCUACUUACAUCAAGAAAGGUUACAGGUCAUGGGAUGCAUGGCUCCAUACUGAUAUCAACUCACCUGCAAUUACCUUGGGGUUCCCAGACUGUUUGGGUCUCAGAUGUUGCACUUCUAACAGUUUCCUUGGCAACCAGGUCUUCAGCAGUGUUUAUGAUCAUUCCAGUCCCCUAUCUUAACUUCCCUGUUCCCAAAACAUGUCAAAGAGUUUCAAGGAGAGAUGCUGGAUUUGCACUACAGUGUUUACUCAAAACAGACUUAGGAAAACAUCCUUCAUGGUCAUUUGUGCCAUUUUCAGGGUUAGACAGGAUUUCUUGUUUAUGGCCUAGAGAGCACAAGGGUUGCAAAAUGCAGGCACACAGGAACCAUUUAUUGAUGCAUUCUACCUAAAGGUUAAACGCAAUUAAUAAUGAAGCAGUUAUAUCAAAAUCCGUAUCAAGAAUCUUAAUAUCUAACAAAAUAUCAAAAUUUUUACAUCAAAUUCCUUCCAUGUUUCUGAAAUCAUUUCUUUAAUGUGGAUACGUUGAGCUACAAAUUAUUCUCUCAGCACUGCAUCGCUAUCUUUUUCUGCCAUGGCUUCUGCAGUCUUUAUCAGGCCAGGCUCCAAGUUAUGUCUCUGCUGAUUCAUAAACUCCUCUGCUUUAGGGCUGUCAAACUCCUUUUUUUUUUUUAAUGAUAUUUAUUAAGGUUUCAAAGAAAAAAUUACAUAAAUAAAAAGAAAAGAAAGAAAGAAAAAAAUAAAAAUGAAAGAAAAAUACAAAAUACAGAAAAAAGAUAAGACACUUAAAAAAACACAUCAUUCUUUCCAUGCCUUACAUUCAUUUCCUUGCUUCCCUGACCUCCUCACACCUCCCUUUUUUGUAUUCCAGUUCUAUUGGUUAAUUCAGCAAUUCCUUUCCCUCUUUGUUUUGAUCUUAAACCUUUAACUUAAUAUAUUAUAACUUUGGAUUUUCACCUGUUAACAAUCCAUUUUUACAUACACCUUUAUAACAUUGCUGCUUAAACCACUUAACUUCAUUCUGACAUCAUUCUAACAUUCAUUAAUUUUGCAGUAUUUCUGUAAAUAGUCUUUAAAUUUCUUCCAAUCUUCUUCCACCGACUCUUCUCCCUGGUCUCGGAUUCUGCCAGUCAUUUCCGCCAAUUCCAUGUAGUCCAUCACCUUCAUCUGCCAUUCUUCCAGAGUGGGUAGAUCUUGUGUCUUCCAAUACUUUGCAAUAAGUAUUCUUGCUGCUGUUGUGGCAUACAUAAAGAAAGUUCUGUCCUUCUUUGGCACCAUUUGGCCAACCAUGCCCAGGAGAAAGGCCUCUGGUUUCUUCAGAAAGGUAUAUUUAAAUACCCUUUUCAUUUCAUUAUAAAUCAUCUCCCAGAAAGCCUUAAUCCUUGGGCAUGUCCACCAAAGGUGAAAGAAUGUACCUUCAGUUUCUUUACAUUUCCAACAUUUAUUAUCGGGCAAAUGAUAGAUUUUUGCAAGCUUGACUGGUGUCAUGUACCACCUGUAGGGGCUGUCAAACUCCUGUCUCUGAGGAUUUUCUCCCACUCUAUUUAGACUUCUAAAUGUCACGAAAGCAUGUGUGCACAUACAAGGAAAACACACAGGUGUGUUACAACAGUGAGUGUUUUGCACAAAGUUUACAAUCACAUUCCACCGGGCAGUUCUAAAUUUCCCCUUAAAAAGAGCCCUGCACCACAAACCAUAUUUUAAAAAAUGCUUUGCAGUCCUGCAGUGUACUUGAAAGUAGGUCGUGUUGAUUCUAAUGGAUUUACUUCCAGAUCAGUGGAGUUAGGCUUGCAGUCUAAAUAUUUGGGAAUCUGAUGAAUUCUCACAGUGCAAUGUUAUCCCAUGCAAUUGGUGUGUUAUAUUCUCAGACUUGCUCUCAUGUGCAUCAUUGUUAUUUCUCGAGUCUGAAGCAAGGAAGCAGCUUUUGGUUGUUGAGUUGAGGCGGUUUUGUGUGGUUGAAGUCAUUAAAAAAAUAUUAUGGGUAGGGGCCUCAAAUACAGGAAAUGGUCUAGGCCUCUCUAGGCACUGCACACACUAGUCAGGAAGCUAGACAAGAAUGUUAUUAUUUCUCUUAAACAAGAACAGAACCACCACAGGUAGCUGACUAGAUGCAACUGUUUCUAGUACCACCUAGUGACUCAACCAAAUAAGGAUGCUAGUCACACAGUUAUCUUGCUCAUUUUGCAUAAUGCUUUUUUUUUUUAAUGCAUCUUAUUUUAGGCCUUCAGUGCCUACUACAGAGGAGGAUUUGAACCCAAAAUGACCAAGCGGGAAGCUGCUUUAAUAUUAGGAGUGAGGUAAGAAAGAAUUUCAGGUUUUCAAAGACGCAGGGGCCCAACAACUCUUGGUGACUUUCUCUGGUGUAUGCUUGGUAUAUGAAAUUUCAGAGUCAAUCAGAUUCAUUUGUCCCAAACCAUUGAGCAUCACAAAAGUGAAGUUAGGCUGAGGUACGUAAGUGUUCUCCAACAUUUUGGGUCCUGUGUUAAAGGUAGGGCUUGUCUAGUUGAAGAGAAGAAACAUACCAGACUGCAGAAGCAUCCUGGUCAUUCCCCGAGAGUGAAAAUGAGAAAUUGAGCCUUUAGUGUCAUUGGCCCAGUCUCAUGGAAAGAUCUGUGAGUAGAGAUUCAGCAGUCGUCUUCUGAAAACUUGUACACCCCCCAGGCCUAUGCAGGUACCCCGCCCCCCAUGGUCUGUUGAUGUUUCUUUAAUUUCUUUCUUUGCUUUUAACUUGUUUUUAACAUUUUAUGCUAUUGUUCGAUUCUGGUUUUAUAUCAUUAUAAACCACUGUGAUAUAUUUUUACGAUACAGCGUUAUAUAAAUACUUUAACAAACAAAUAAAUUGUUAUUUGAGUAUGUAACACACCAGCAAAAGAAAUAACAAUAGAAGCAGGGGAGAAAACAUUUUAUCUGUCUGUUCAUGUAGCCACAAACUAAUCAAGUGGGAGAGACCAUUUCUUUUUGUGCCUGCUGCUGGAAUUUUGUAAAUAUUGUGGAAUGCGCAUACAACUUUUUAGUUAGGGCUGCAUUGCAAGAAUGCUGUGUGUAACUCAUUAAUAGUGAUGUUUGAAUGUCUGAUACAAGUGGGCCAAGUUAGCAGCAGCCCAUCCCUGAUGACAGAUAGGUUGCUACUUUUGAACAUACCUGGAACUGAUUUUUGUUGUUUUUGUUUUAACCACUAGUCCUACAGCUAAUAAAGGAAAAAUCAGAGAAGCUCACAGACGAAUCAUGCUCUUGAAUCAUCCUGAUAAAGGUAAAUGAGAUAAAUUUUGACAUUUGUCAGUGUUUGUUUAGUAUGAGACCGUGCUGCAAAGUCAGAUGGGAAGUCUUCAAGUGUUGUGCCAAGGAGAAAAUGUGAUGUUUUCUGGUAGGUGUGGAAGGGCCCUCUUUCGGGUACUUUGCUUGAGUGUAUAAAAAGGUAAAGGGACUCCUGACCAUUAGGUCCAGCCAUGACCAACUCUGGGGUUACGGCGCUCAUCUCCCUUUAUUGGCCGAGGGAGCCGGCGUACAGCUUCCGAGUCAUGUGGCCAGCAUGACUAAGCCGCUUCUGGCGAACCAGAGCAGCGCACGGAAAUGCUGUUUACCUUCCUGCCAGAGUGGUACCUAUUUAUCUACUUGAACUUUGACGUGCUUUCGAACUGCUAGGUUGGCAGGAGCAGGGACUGAGCAACAGGAGCUCACCCCGUCGUGGGGAUUCGAACUGCCAACCUUCUGAUCGGCAAGUCCUAGGCUCUGGUUUAACCCACAGCGCCACCCGCAUCCCACUUGAGUGUAUAGAGCAGCUCAAUUAGUAGAGUAUGAGACCCUUAAUCUCAGGGUUUGAGCCCCACAUUGGGCAAGAGAUUCCUGCAUUGCAGGAUGUUGGAUUAGAUGACCCGGGUUCCCUUUCAGCUCUAUAGAAUCAUAUUAAUAGAAUCAUGGAAUCAUGCUAAUAGCACAUCCUCUGAUGGGAUAAUUUUGUCAUUCUGAAGGUUCUCCCUAUAUCCAUCACCCUGAAAUGGCUUUUAUUCCUGUCAUGAUACAUAGGUGUAUAAAGGUAAAGGUAAAAGUACCCCUGACCGUUAGCUCCAGUCGUGGACGACUCAGGGGUUGUGCGCUCAUCUUGCUCUGUAGGCCGGAGGAGCCAGCGUUUGUCCGCAGACAGCUUCCGGGUCAUGUGGCCAGCAUGACUAAGCCGCUUCUGGUGAACCAGAGCAGUGCAUGGAAAUGCUGUUUACCUUCCCGCCGGAACGGCACCUAUUUAUCUACUUGCACUUGAUGUGAUUCCGAACUGCUAGGUGGGCAGGAGCUGGGACCGAACAACGGGAGCUCACCCCGUCGCAGGGAUUCAAACUGCCAGCCUUCCGAUCAGCAAGCCCUAGGCUCUGUGGUUUAGACCAUGGCACGUAUCGAAAGGUUGGGACAAAUAAUUCCCUUUUGUGGUGUAUGACAUCCUUUUUUUUCCCCCUUUGCCAGGAGGUUCUCCGUAUGUCGCAGCCAAAAUUAAUGAAGCUAAAGACUUAUUGGAAGGUCAAGCUAAGAAAUGAAGACACACCACCUGAUCAAUGGCUUUAUUUUUAAAAUUUAUUCUUAUUGUUGACAAAAGAUGAAGUUUGUGCCAGGAGGGACUGUUUGCUCCAGUAUUGGUCAUAUCAUUCAUCUUUUUGCUUAUAUUUACAGACCUGAAUCUAUAUUCAGGUGAGAGCAAUGAGUUAGCAAGGUAACACCAACAUCCAAGACUGGGUUGCAAAAAAACCCCACAACCACCUUUUAAGUCUCAUCAUGUAGUGUUUUGAAAUAAUUUAUUUCAAAGUGUGGACAGUUGUACAAAUUGUCCUAUUAUAAAACGUCUAUCUGGUUUAUUCCCAUCAUGAAAUUCCUAGCUUUUUAUAAUUGCAAGUUUCAAAGCAAUAAAUUUGUUAGAAUAAUCUUACGUCUGUAAAACACUUACAUUGACCAGAAACAGAUCUGUGUCAAGGCUCUCUCCUUCUUUUGAGAUUGAACCCUUAAAACAGCUGCCAGGCAUGAGGACUGAAUUGAGACCUCCCCACAGUGUACCCUUGAAAGCAAGGAUGGGGGGAGCCUGUGGCCUUCCAUAUGUUGGACAUCAUGCUGGCUGGGGCUGAACUGGAGUUGAACAUCCUUAGUGGGGCCAUUGGUUCCGCAUCGCGUUUCAACAGUCUUAGUAACAAGAAAAACUUAACCUGUAUGCCAUCCCCUCUCUCAAAAUCUGCAUCUUUGAACAUCCUGAAACAUCAGUGAAUGCUGAAGAAUGGAAGAGCAUAAAUAAAGCAGCCAGAUCAAAUUCUGACAAGUCUUCUGGAGUUAUUUACUAUCCUACACCCAAGCAGUUACCUAUUCAGCUAUUAACGACAAACCUUUUCUCUAGAGAGUACCAUGCCUGUAUCCACAUUCUAGGUUUACCAAUUCCAUUAAAAAAUAAAUAAAAAGUGACCAUGUAGACCACAAAGAACCUUA